AUGUCAGAAGGAAUGCCCGAGUGGGGUGGUGAGGCUCCGUAUGAUGAGCACCGGGGGGAGUUUGUCCUCGUGCUGUGGCUGCAUAUGGACGGGCAGGCUGUUGCUGGGGCUGACGUGGUGCGGGCUUGUUCUGUGGGUAAUCCCGAGGGUCUGUGCUCGCUGGUGGAGUUUGCUGGUGUGGGAUUGGGUGGAGAUGAGGUGAAGUUGUUAGUGCGUGAUAUGGAGGGUGUUGAGGAGGAGGAGGAGGCAGAGCUGGAAAUAGUUAUGGUUCGCGAGACAGAGUAUUACGACCUGCUGGGGAUAGCGCCCGGCGCAGACGCGUCGGUCAUCCGAAAAGCUUACUUUGUGAAGGCGCGCCUGGUUCACCCUGACAAGAACCGGGACGACCCGAAAGCAGCGGCCAAGUUCCAGGCGCUGGGGGAGGCGUACCAGGUGCUCAGCGACCCUGUACAGCGCGAACGAUACGAUGCUGCUGGCAAGGCUGGUAUCUCCACGGAAGCGAUGGUGGAUCCAGCAGCGGUGUUCGGGAUGCUGUUCGGCAGCGAGGCCUUUGAGGAUUACGUGGGGCAGCUCGCCAUGGCCACCUUUGCGUCCAUUGCCUUCGACUCCGCUGCUGCCGCCGCUGCUGUUGGUGGUGGUGCUCCUGAGGGGGGGAUCGCAGGGGGGCUGCUCCCCGGGGAGGUUCAGCAGAGGCUCAAGGUAUGGGGAGGUGGAAGUGCAUCGGCAGAUCUGACGAUGCAUCUGUUCCAGCUGAAGCUGCUUCCUCUGGAGCUUCACCUUCAUCAUGAGGUGCCUCAGAUGAAGGGCGGCCCACAGCCAGCAUGUGGUAGAGAGCUGCUGGGGAAGCUGCAAGUCGCCCAGGACCAGCGCGUGGGGGAGCUGCUGGAAAAGCUGCGUGCACGGCUGCACCUGUGGGGGUUGGGCGGGAGGGGCAAGGAGGAGUUUGUGCGGUGGGCACAUGAAGAGGCUGACAAGCUUGCUCAUGCCGCCUUUGGAGAGCACAUGCUGGCGAGUAUAGGCUACGUGUACGAGCGCACAGCAGCCAAGGAGCAGGGCAAGAAUCCGAUGUACCUGGGGGUGCCGUUUGUGGGCGAGUGGCUGCGGGAGCGAGGGCGCCUGCUGCACACCCACGCCUCUGCUGUCGUUGGUGAGUGGGGCGGUGCUGCUGGGUGCAGUGCGGUGACGCUAGGUGCCAGGUUGCGUGAUGCGGUGCCACUGGGUGGUGUCCGGCACAGCAGGACAUGUGCAAGGCAGUACAGGAGCAAGAGCUGGGGGCUCCAAUCCAACAACAAGUCACCUCUUCCUCCUUCCACCAGGCGUGGUGGAGUGGAGCUGUGUGAAGCCCAGCAGGACAUGCGCAAGGCAGUGCUACGCCAACAACAAGAACAAGCAAGAGCUGGGGGCUCCAAUCCAACAACAAGUCACCUCUUCUCUUCUCUACUAUGCCAUCCUUAUCACCGUUCAUCCGUCACCCUACCCGUCCCCUUCCCCCUUCCACCAUGCGUGGUGGAGCUGUGUCAAGCACAGCAGGACAUGUGCAAGGCGGUACAGGAGCAGGAGCUGGGGGGGGCGGCACUACCAGGGUACCUAGAGAGCCGCCAGCAGUCACUGCGGGGGUCGCUGUGGAGUCGCUGGGAGGGCUUGCUGCCCCAACUUCUGGUUACCUCGGCUCUGCUACACUCUCCCUCCCCUCAUCCAAACCCCCACCUCCCCUCCUUUCCCACCCUAUAUCCCCACCUUUGUUCACCAGGCGUGGUGGAGCUGUGUCAGGCGCAGCAGGACAUGCGAAAAGCAGUGCAGGAGCAGGAGCUGGGGGGGGCGGCACUAGCAGGGUACCUAGAGAGCCGCCAGCAGUCGCUGCUGGGGUCGCUGUGGAAGCUUAACGUGGUGGACAUAGAAGCCACCUUGUUCAGCAUGCUAGCCUGCCAGCAGCAGUCCCAGCAGUCAACGCGGUCCUCCCAGCAGCCCCAGCAGUCGCUGCUGGGGUCGCUGUGGAAGCUCAAUGUGGUGGAUAUAGAAGCCACCUUGGGGAUGGAUUGUCAUAAGUUUCGUGCGCUCUCUCAUCCCAGCAUUCCUCCCAGCAGUCGCACCUCGCUGUGGAAGCUCAACGUGGUGGACAUCGAGGCCACCUUGGGGGUACUGACAGAGGAGUGCGAAUCAAAGACUGUGUUGGAAGGGCGGGCGCAUGCUCUCAAGAAGCUAGGCGCCAUAUUCCAGACCUACCCAAUCCCAUUCCCCUGGCCCUGUGCCAGAGGGCACAGAGAGCUUUGCCUGCUGGCCCCCCACAUCCCCAUCCCCAUCCCUACCCUGAUUCUUUCUCUCCCCCUUGUCACCCCUCUCCCCUCCCCCCUGUCCCCCCCUGCUCCACAGAUCUACCCAAUACCAGCACCCUGGGCUAGAGGCUUUGCCGGCCGCCCCCCGCCUUCCCUGUUCAACCCUUAUGCGCCCUGGCCGCCAGGGGGGGCCAUGCAGGGCUCGCACAAGGCUUUUUAUUCUGAGGAGACAGCUCAGGAGCAGGAGCACCAGUACCAGCAGCACAGGGAGAAGCAGAGAGCAGCGGAGGAGCAGUGGCAGAAGGAACAGGACGAGCUAGCACAGCGACAGCAGCAGGAGAGACGAGAGCGGAAAGAGCGGGAAGAGCAAAGAGAGCAACAGGCGCGGCAGGAGAAGCAGCGACAGCAGGAGCAGGAGCAGGAGCAGGAGCAGAAGAGGAGGCAGAAGCAGGAGCAGCAGCAGUGGGGAGAGCAGCAGGCACGGGCCAGUGCCACGCCAGCAGAGAGUGCAGCUGGACCUUCGUCCACAGCAGCUGGAGCAGCAGGAGGAGCAGGAAGAGCAGCAGGAGGAGCAGGAAGAGCAGGAGGAGCAACCUCAGAAGGAGCAGCAGAAUCAUCAUCAUCAUCAGCAGCAGCAGCAGCAGCCGCCUUGGAUCCUCUAUCAGCAUUCGUCAUCCCUCAGGCAGCCCCUUCAGAAUCAGAGCCUUCGCCUCCACUCACUCCUCCUCCACCUCCCCCUCUCAACACUACUUCUGCUGCUUCUGCUGCUUCUGCCUCUGGUGCUUCAGCUGCAACUACCUCUCUCUCUGACGGUCCUCCCCUCCUUUCCCCAUCUCCAUCGCCGUCCCCAACGACUCCUUCUCGUGCUGCUCGCACACGCGCUCCUCCUCCUCCUCGUGCUUCAAGCGCUGCUCACCCCAACUUCAUGGCAAUGUCUGUCGCUGAGAUCAAACGGUACAUUCGCAGUCAUAACGGCGACACGACAGGACUAGUGGCGCGAUCGGACCUAAUAGCGUAUGCCAAGACCCUCUCAGAACCGAUGUGA
Molecule: messenger RNA, 3318 nt
Organism: Closterium sp. NIES-65
Lineage: Eukaryota; Viridiplantae; Streptophyta; Zygnematophyceae; Desmidiales; Closteriaceae
Source: the annotation of a GenBank genome assembly